AUGUUUACCCUUCGUUCAGCCUCGUCUCUGCACUCAGUCCCACGAGCCGUUCGAUUGCCUCGCCCACAGAUUCGACACUUCCAUCCGACCAAACCAGCCUCUUUCUCCGUGAUCAAUCUUGCUUUAGACACCUCCAGCGCAUUCAUUCACGGUGUACACACUGUAACCUUCCUGCCAUGGGUCCUCUCAAUUCCCCUUACAGCCGUGAUCGUCCGUACAUUCAUUGCAUUCCCCCUCCAAAUAUUCACAAAGUUCCAUGCAUCCCGAGAAAAGCGCCUACAACCACUUCUACAAUCAUGGGCCGUCCAGAUUCAAGAGAAGACACGCAUGAUGCCCAAUGUCUUGGAGGCUAAACAAGCUUUCGAAGCCCUUAUGAAAAAACGGACCAAGGAGCUCCACCGACGCUGGGGAAUCAGCACAACCUACCGACCCGUCACGAUCCUACAGCUCCCCGUCUUCUUAACGCUGAUGGAGAGUCUGCGCGGCAUGUGCGGUAACAACAAUGGUAUUCUUCUCUGGAUACUAUCACGCUGGGAGGGAUCCAUGGAUCCUGCCCAAGCAUCCGAGUCUCUGCAUCUUACCAUCGAACCCAGUCUCGCAGCAGAGGGCGCGCUCUGGUUCCCGGAUUUGUUGGCUGGUGACUCGACGGGUAUACUGCCGGUCAUCCUGACAGCUUCUAUUCUGCACAAUGUCACAGCUAAUUGGAAGAAGAAGUCCUUUCAGUCUGUGUCUGACCUGCCCAGUUUGCAGAUGUACAAGGAGACUUCUUUCAUUGGUCUGCGGUACUUUAUUCAGGUUAUGGCUGUUUAUGUUGGUGCUGCGAGCUUUUUCUCCCAGAUGCCUGUUGCUCUUAUGCUCUACUGGAUUACGAGUACGAAUACUGCUACGUUGCAAUCUUGGUAUUUGGAGAAUAGGGUCUUCAAUGAGAGGAAGCUCAAAACAUUUGAGAAGAAAUACAUCGCGUUCGAGAAGAAGGGUGUGGAGGAUCCUUUCCAGUUGAAGAACUUGCGCUGA
This is a messenger RNA of Penicillium canescens, 1014 nucleotides long. Its product is annotated as putative mitochondrial export translocase Oxa2. The transcript has a single exon. Gene Ontology annotation, molecular function: membrane insertase activity. Bases 1 to 1014 code for a protein of 337 amino acids. NCBI's taxonomy places the organism in Eukaryota, Fungi, Ascomycota, Eurotiomycetes, Eurotiales, Aspergillaceae. Gene Ontology annotation, cellular component: mitochondrial inner membrane. The record is from RefSeq and is a predicted model, not a curated record. Gene Ontology annotation, biological process: mitochondrial respiratory chain complex IV assembly; protein insertion into mitochondrial inner membrane from matrix.